This is a messenger RNA of Dichomitus squalens LYAD-421 SS1, 1078 nucleotides long. RefSeq lists its product as uncharacterized. The transcript has 5 exons. Bases 16 to 909 code for a protein of 297 amino acids. The record is from RefSeq and is a predicted model, not a curated record. Lineage: Eukaryota; Fungi; Basidiomycota; Agaricomycetes; Polyporales; Polyporaceae.
CAGACUCUAGCCAACAUGGCAGAGCACGGCCCUCCGAUGGUGAUCGACGUUCACACGCCCGUCUCAUCCUUUGCUAUAAUUUACUCAGAUGCCGAAGACAGCUUGCAAACGAUCUUUACGAAGCUCACGCAGAAGGCAUUCACGGAACUCCAUGGCAAACCUGUCCGCGCAGGUUACGUCAAGUACGAAUGGAACAAUUCGUUUUACAACCUGGAUGAUGACACCGACUUCUCGGUGUUCGCGUGGAGACUGAAGUCAUCUUCACUAGGACACGAUAGCUCCCUCGUCAUGUUCUUGCGCGAUCCAGAGGCACCGCUGCCCCCGUCGACUGAAUACAGAAACGCGUCAUUCUACAUGUUCCGUCCCAGGCCUAUAUCUUCCCCUCCGCUCGGACAUGACGGAGUAUCUGUACGGAGUGGGAAGUCGCGCAGGUCUGGCACGAAGGAGCACAAGCCCGAGGAUGACGGCGUGCCGAACUUCAAGAAAGAGUUCGAGCAGUUCCACAGCGAGAACGGCGUCCGAACUAUUGUCGGAAGCAUUGGCCCUGUGAACAACGUCCGGAUGCUGCUCAAGAGUGGCUAUCGCUACGUGUACAUUUCUCGCAAGUUCGCGAUCAAGCAUGAGUUCAUUCCACGCGACGCCGCGCCGGGACACUAUGGAUACAGCGGGCUUGUCAACCUUGGGAAAUGGCCCAUCACCGUUGGCCGAACGCGGUCCACUCACAGCGUGUACCUUUCCGAGGAGACGCAUUUCGACGUGAUACUAGGGCGCUCGUUCGUGGAACACAGGCAGAUUAAAUUUGAUCCUGUCGACCCCACGGAUGUCGUGUGCCAAGACACAGGCGAGAAGAUUGACUGUGAAAUAGUCAUCCUCAGGGACGGGAGGGGUCAGAUCGUACUGGUUUCCUGAACGUCAUCCUUUCGUGGCGACGUCCCAGAGCACCCUCGAGUUCAAGUUCUCUGCUGUCGGAGUCGGUCUGUGAUUAUAUCUGUAUUUGACAAGAGGACGGUUGGAUGAUGGAUCCCAGUACUGCAUGUAUUUACUGCCUUAUCUAUUCGUAUUGCUGUUGCUACCCCAG